This is a messenger RNA of Oncorhynchus tshawytscha (Chinook salmon), 3046 nucleotides long. Its product is annotated as substance-P receptor-like. Bases 408 to 1730 code for a protein of 440 amino acids. Gene Ontology annotation, biological process: positive regulation of flagellated sperm motility; G protein-coupled receptor signaling pathway. Lineage: Eukaryota; Metazoa; Chordata; Actinopteri; Salmoniformes; Salmonidae. Gene Ontology annotation, molecular function: substance P receptor activity. The record is from RefSeq and is a predicted model, not a curated record. The transcript is spliced from 5 exons. Gene Ontology annotation, cellular component: plasma membrane; sperm midpiece.
CAGAGCACAGCGCUGGAGACGAGGACGCUGUUCCCCAUGUCUUUUUGCUGCGGUGGAGAAGAGCCACACACCAAGGACCAUCUCAAUUUCACACGGAGUGGAGUCAACUUAAAUACAUAUUCAUCGUAUUAUCCUAAUUCAAUUUUUAAUAACUACGACAAUUCUCAAUUUUCUGUGUGUGAGUUGCGCCUUCAGUGAUCAUUCCAUUAUUUGACCAUUCUAAUUUAGCUGUGCCAAAUGAAUCAGAAGAAUGGCAAUGAUGAAGAAAGUUUAAAUUGAAAGACAUCAACACACACCAAGAUUAUCUCUAACCAUUUACUCAAUCAGUUGUUAGUGGUUGAGUGUACAUGUCAUAGGUAUUGCAUGGACCAACAUUAUUUUUGUCACAAAAAAAAGAUAACACCAAAAUGGAUCCCUUGUUCACCACGACUGAUUUGCCAUUGCUAAGCAAUUGGACCAACGCUUCAGGGCUCAAUGGAACUGAUCUAGACGGAAACCAGUUUGUGCAACCAGUUUGGAGAAUUGUUCUAUGGGCUUUCGCCUACAGUUGCAUGGUUACUGUGUCUCUGGUGGGGAACGUCGUAGUAAUAUGGAUCAUUAUGGCGCAUAAACGAAUGAGAACUGUGACCAACUAUUUUCUGUUGAACCUGGCGUUUGCAGAGGCGUCUAUGUCAGCCUUCAACACCGUUAUCAACUUCGUCUAUUCCGUCCACAACGAGUGGUACUUCGGGCUGAUGUACUGCCGCUUUCACAACUUCUUCCCCGUCGCUGCUGUCUUCGCUAGUAUCUACUCUAUGACUGCGAUAGCGGUGGACAGGUACAUGGCCAUCAUCCACCCCUUGCAGCAGCGUAUGUCGUCCACAGAGACCAAGGUGAUCGUGGGAGUGAUCUGGGUGCUGGCUCUGCUCCUGGCCUUCCCUCAGUACUACUACUCAGUGACAGAAGAGCUGCCUGGACGAAUCAUCUGCUACAUCGAGUGGCCUGAAUACUCUGGCUUCGACUACAGAAUUAUGUACUACAUGUGCGUGACAGUGCUGAUCUACUUCCUGCCUCUACUGGUGAUGGGCUGUGCCUAUCUGGUGGUGGGCCUCACUCUCUGGGCCAGUAACAUACCUGGAGACUCCUCUGACCGCUACAAAGAGCAGCUCACUGCCAAACGCAAGGUGGUGAAGAUGAUGAUCGUGGUGGUGUGCACGUUUGCUAUCUGCUGGCUGCCCUACCACGUGUACUUCCUGCUCCAUCUGUUCUUCCCCCUCCUGUUUGAGACGCUCUACAUCCAACAAGUCUACCUGGCUGUCAUGUGGCUGGCCAUGAGCUCCACCAUGUACAACCCAAUCAUCUACUGCUGUCUCAACGACAGGUUCCGAGCUGGCUUCAAGCAGGCGUUCCGAUGCUGUCCCUGUGUUCCCGCUGGCUCUUACGAGGGUCUGGAGCUCAAGUCCACACGUUACCUACAGACCCAGACCAGCAUGUAUAAGACCAGUCGCAUGGAGACCGCUGUGUCCGCCGUGCCGCACGUGGUCGACGACGUGGAGCCUCCCAGGUUCGGGGCCCUAUCUGGGGCCGGGUGUGAGGCCGGGGCGCGGGGGGUUGGCGUAGGGGGCGUGGGGUUGUGUGCGGCGGCACCCAGGCGCUCCUCUCUGGACCUGACUUCCAAUGGCUCUUCGUCCCGCAGCAUCUCCAAGACCGUUUCGGAGACCUCCAGCUUCUACAACAACCUGCCUGAGUAGGGAGGGGAGAGUAGAGUCAAGCACCGCUGAACACUCUCUCACAAUAUCUGCCAAUGGGGACCGUGUGCAUGUGUGUUUGUGUGUGUGUGGCCGUGAACGUGUUUGUGUGUGAGUGUACAUUUGAGUUGGUGUGUGGGUUCCGUCCAUGUAUGUGGAUGAUGUCCUUUCAUUGAAUGUUGGGCAUCAAGUCUACCGCCUGUGACUAAGGCUUGGUUUGGUUCCCCUUCAGAGGGCUUUCCAGUGUGCCCUGAUUCAAACUAAACAGGAGUCAGUAGACACUAAGGCCAUAAGGCAUACCUAGCCCACACUACCUGGUACCUGCUGUACACGAGUUAGCUGAGAACGUCACGAAAACGAUGCACACGCUUCAAUGGGGCAGAAAGCCGUGUGUUGUUGGGAUUCUGGAUGGCCAGGUAGCUAGCAACAAUGACAAGUGGGGAAUCGUGAGUGGCUCGUUUCAGCUAGUUUUACCUUGUUUUUUGAGGUUUUUGACUGCUGUCACAUCUAUGCUAAAAUGGCUCAAAUUAGCCUGCUAGCUAACCAAGAAAUGUAAGGAUGUAUUUCAGAGACAACAUGUACUCAUUGUGCAACUUUAUUUAUGUUUUCAAUAAACAUUGGAGACAAAAUGUAGUUUACAUGUUGUCAGAAAUUUAAACCAACCCUGUCUGUUUUGCCCCAUAGUUGCACACGUGUCGGUUUUGUUGCUAAACAGCCAACCCGUCUAUAGCCCGCAGAGCUAAAGGCUGGGUUCAAGACUGGGUCACAAGACUUGAUCAAUACAGAAAACAAGCUUAAUACAGGACCCAGCCCUAACUGAACUCUAGAACCUUUACACUGUCCGCAAAGCUUCAAUUAACAGAAUCUACCUAAAACUUACCUAGCAUAUUAUCAGUUGCUUCUAAUGCUCAUAUUACCACCAGUACUUCUGAAUGAUGCAUUAGUGUGUGAUUGCUGGGAGAACAGUCAGUUCUCAUGAACAUGUUUAUGAUAAGCUUGGUAUUCCGGUUGCAUAGCCUAAGACCCUGAAAUGAAGCCCGGGGUUAACAAGCCAGCACUCCAUGGGAAACUAGACUACUGGGAAACUAAAUUAGACUACUGGGGCUGAUGUGUGUUUAGCUGGUGGCCUUUUCAGCAUGACUUCAGUGGAAUAAUGUGGGAUAGACCUGAACAGAGUGUACUUCAGCUGUGUACUUCACAGGACAUCAGACAGUGGAGAAGUGUAGUGUGAUUACAUAAACAAAGAGAAACUGCACUGCCAGGCUUUUGUUAGUUCUUGUAACUAGCGAUGGGAACAUGGGUUUGGAUACUUAGCAUAA